Messenger RNA from Ochlerotatus camptorhynchus, 1101 nucleotides. It is a transcript of the gene GXIVsPLA2, whose product is annotated as GXIVsPLA2. Gene Ontology annotation, cellular component: extracellular region. Bases 276 to 1001 code for a protein of 241 amino acids. The record is from RefSeq and is a predicted model, not a curated record. Gene Ontology annotation, molecular function: calcium ion binding; A2-type glycerophospholipase activity. Gene Ontology annotation, biological process: phospholipid metabolic process; lipid catabolic process; arachidonate secretion. Lineage: Eukaryota; Metazoa; Arthropoda; Insecta; Diptera; Culicidae. The transcript is spliced from 4 exons.
UCUACAAAUCUGACUACAGUGGUAAACAAAUAAACAAUUUCGGUGCUUCUCGGACGUGCUAGUGUCACGUCAAAAUAAACGCGUAUCCCGUGCAUAAAGUUGAGUGCUAUAUUGUGGCUAAAUAUAGCACACAUUUUGCAUCAUUUUCUGCUUCAUAAAGGUGUAGAUACCAAAAAUGAACGACUCAGCUGUUUGAGAAAAUUGCUACCAAAGACGUCGAUUGGUACUUUUCGUUCCCGGUUCUGGUUCUGCUUGAAAGUUUUAAUCCUAUAAAAAUGCAAAUACCAUACAUGAAAGUGGCGAUCUAUUCGCUGACUUUUCUAACAUACGCUUACACGGGCUAUGGAUCAAACAUGUUAGCAAGUCUUCGGGAUGCAAUCAUAGCUGCAGAAGCCGUGUUUGGAGACGUUCUGAAGAACGUGGUGCAUGUGGCCAAGAAAUUCAAAGUGGUUCAUGAGGUAUUUGACGCAGCUGUGGACGAGAAUUGCAUAUACAAAUGCCCAGGAGAUGUAACACCGUCUAAAAACAAGCUAUACAUCCCACAAUCGGAUGGAUGUGGCUCGCUGGGGCUUAAGAUUGACUCGGAGUACCUGCCGGCUGCUGAGAUGGAAACUUGCUGCAAUGAUCAUGAUAUUUGCUACGAUACAUGCAACAGUGAUAAAGAGCUGUGCGAUUUGGAUUUCAAACGAUGUCUCUACAAGUAUUGCGACGAAUAUGAAAAGAACGUAGUUGGCGAUAUAGUCGUCAAAGGAUGUAAGGCGGCGGCGAAAAUGCUAUUUACUGGAACUCUCACACUAGGAUGUAAAUCGUAUUUAGAUUCACAGGCAAGGUCAUGUUACUGCCUGCCAGGAAAGACGGACAAAGCGUAUGAGAAGUCGAAUAAAGGAUACGAGAAGUCAGAUAAGGCGUACGAAAAAUCCGACAAGUACAAUGACAAGGGUUACAAAGAUAAGGGUAAGGACAAAAACAGUGGCAAAUAUGGUUGGAAACAGGAUCUGUAAAUACAUAUCCUGUAUUUGUGGCAUAAAUGUGUACAAUACAGUGGAAUUAGUUGAAGCUUAAUUGUAAAUAGACAGCUCUGUAGCGGGUAUACUGACACUA